This is a messenger RNA of Lindgomyces ingoldianus, 1637 nucleotides long. RefSeq names its product DUF124-domain-containing protein. NCBI's taxonomy places the organism in Eukaryota, Fungi, Ascomycota, Dothideomycetes, Pleosporales, Lindgomycetaceae. Bases 143 to 1252 code for a protein of 369 amino acids. The record is from RefSeq and is a predicted model, not a curated record. The transcript has 5 exons.
AGGCUGAGCAGCUUCCACGGCGCCCUCGUUCUGAGUACAUAUCUGCUGACGCUUGUCUGUGGUUCGUGUACCGCUCGCCUUUCUUUCAAUACCUUGAAGCAUCGACCCAGACUCAUCGAGUAGUCCUCCUCCAGCAGCUGCCAUGUCUGGGUUCCAAGGAAGCCCUCCCCCGCAGGGCAACUACUACCCGCCACCCCCCGAGAAAGCUCAGUAUCCUACAGACCAACCCCAAGGACAACCGCCGCCGCCGCCGCCGCCGCAGCAGCAGCAGCAGCAGCAGCAGUACUUUGCCCCUCCGGGCGGGAACUACCCCCCGCCGCCUACCGCAAGCCCCUCCGCUCAACACUACCCUCCCCCACCUCAGCAGCAGCAGUACGGUGCUCCCCCCGACCAACAGCAUGCUUAUCCUCCUCCGGGCGGUGCCGCACCUCCUCUCCCUCAACACCCACAGCAACACCAACCCAUGUCUCCUGGCUAUGGCGCACCUUCGCCUUCACCGCACCCGGGAAUGUCCUCGCAACAGGUAGCGCCCCAGCAACCCCAGUUUGCUGGCGCGGGAAGCACACAGGCAGACGAUGUGGGGACCUUCAAUGGAGGGAGCUACAGGGUCAGCCACAGGGAUACCAAUACUAUCUUAACGAUCCAGUUGGCCAUUGGAUGUCCCUUAACUGUGAAGCCUGGCGCCAUGAUUGCCAUGUCUCCAACCAUCACGCUCAAAGGGCAAGUAAAAUUUUCCCUCAAAAAGGUUCUGGUUGGCGGCGACAUGUCCAAGUCACACUACACGGGCCCUGGAGAGCUGCUUCUUGCACCUCCUGCCCUUGGCGAUAUAACCAUUAUCAAGCUAGGAGGGCAAGAGCAGUGGUCGGUGGGCAAAGACGCCUUUUUGGCGUGCACCCAGGGCAUUGUGACCGAGUAUAAGAGCCAGGGUCUUGGAAAGGCCAUGUUCUCGGGUGAAGGGUUGUUUGUAUACAAGAUUAGCGGACAGGGUAUUAUGUGGGUCACCAGUUUUGGCGCCAUCAUCCGGAAAGAUCUCCAAAAAGAUGAGAAAUACAUCAUCGAUAAUGGACACCUUGUAGCCUGGAAUUGCAAAUAUGUACUCGAGCGUGUAGCGAGCGGUGGUAUCAUCUCCAACAUGUCGUCUGGCGAAGGCUUGGUGUGCAAGUUUACUGGCCCUGGAACCGUUUUCAUGCAAACCCGCAACCCGCAAGCCUUCUCGCAAUGGCUCACGGCGAAUGCUGCCCCAGGGAUGUAAUUCGAGUGCUUAUCUGAGCUUGAAUUUGUCUAAAAUGGUGGUCUGACACUGAUUCUUCUGGAAAUGAUGAUGUUAGGAAGAGAUUGGUUGCGGUUAUGGGCGAACUAGUAUUCUUUCAUCGGGAGAUAGGGCUAUUCACGAAAGUCAUAUUUUGAAAGCGCGGAGUUGGUGUUCAAUAUCUCUACUUCGCAAUAGGUGAAAAUGGAAUAGUUAGUCCUUUCUGCAAGCUCAUUGUCUUUUAUCAAGGAUUCAUGCUGAGUUUUGCGACUACGGAACAGAAAUUACUGUGGUGGUGGUAGUUUCGUCACUGUAUUGUACGGAAUGAGAUGCAGAAGGGUGUGCGAUCACUUGGCAGACCUGGGUGACUGCGCCAGCCUUUGUUACC